Molecule: messenger RNA, 480 nt
Organism: Penaeus vannamei (Pacific white shrimp)
Lineage: Eukaryota; Metazoa; Arthropoda; Malacostraca; Decapoda; Penaeidae
Source: RefSeq, a predicted model, not a curated record
CAUACAGGUAACCCAGACGGAUAGCGGUUGGAUCUGCGUCUUCGAGCCGAUGGACGAAACAAGGGCGAAGAGAAGAGAAGAAACGGAGGGAGAGGAGGAGAAGAGAGAAGAGGAGAGGAGAGAGGGAAGAGGAGAGAUCGCGGAAGGAGGAGGAGACGAAGAGGAGGAGAAGGAGAGUCUGGAGAGGAGGUUGCGCGCCGAAGAGGAGGAAGAGGAGGCAAAGAAGAAGAAGAAGAAGGCGGAAUUGAAGAAAUUGAAGAGGGGAUGGAAGGAAGCGAAGGAGGGGAGCUUGCGUUUGCCAGGACACUUCCAGGGCCGCGUCAUCGACAUGGGCGGCGGCGUGAGCACGGGCGUGGGCGUAGGGACCAUAAAGUGCGGAGACGGCAUCACGGAACUGCGCCCGCACCACGCCCCCUCGGCACCCGCGCCCGCCCACGUCCACUACGCCGUCAGACUGAUCACUCCCGCGGGGGCGCUGCU